This is a messenger RNA of Aedes aegypti (yellow fever mosquito), 1018 nucleotides long. RefSeq names its product leukotriene A-4 hydrolase homolog. The record is from RefSeq and is a predicted model, not a curated record. Gene Ontology annotation, cellular component: cytosol. Gene Ontology annotation, biological process: peptide catabolic process; proteolysis. NCBI's taxonomy places the organism in Eukaryota, Metazoa, Arthropoda, Insecta, Diptera, Culicidae. Gene Ontology annotation, molecular function: epoxide hydrolase activity; aminopeptidase activity. The transcript has 5 exons. The coding region runs from base 178 to 819 and encodes 213 amino acids.
CAAGGCAGCGACAGUUCGUCGGUUGACUUCAGUCUGGAAUGUUUGCUGAUGAAGCGAAUUUGUUAUUGAAUUUCAUUGCUAACUAAUUUGAUAAAAGUGAUAUAAGCUUACGGUUGAAAUCGCGCGAUUAAAAUAUUUAAAAAUCUUGUUGUAAUAGCUCCGCAGCCAAGCAUCAAAAUGAGACUUAGUCCGAUUGAUCCGAGCUCCUACUCGAAUGCACAUGAGCUCAUCAUUACUCACAUCGACCUUGAAUGGACGGUGAACUUUGAGAAGUCUACAUUGUCUGGUAGCGCUUCAUUGUCGUUUAAAACCUUAAGAGAUGAUGUUGAGGAAAUAUUUUUGGAUAGCAGCGACCUUGAUAUUGCAUCCAUGGCAGUUAAAACUGCAGCAGGAGAGAUACCGGUCAGCUGGGAUGUGGGAAAACCUGUUGAGAACAUCGGUUCCAAGUUGACGGUUUACUUGCCGACGAAAACAUCCGGUGAAUUCAAAUUGAUUGUCGAGUACGAAACCAACCCGAAGGCCAGUGCUCUCCAAUGGUUAAACGCUGAACAGACGUGCGGUAAGAAGCACCCGUAUCUGUUCAGUCAGUGUCAGGCAAUCCAUGCGCGGUCUCUUGUUCCUUGCCAGGACACACCGGCCGUGAAAUUCACCUACAAUGCAACGCUUCGGCAUCCGAUUGGUGUAACUGGUUUGAUGAGUGCCGUUAAACUGAAAUCAGAAAGCGGAGUGUCGUACUUCAAGCAAAGCAUUCCCAUUCCAAGUUAUCUUUUGGCAAUCGUAGUGGGAGCCCUGGUGGAAAAACCCAUUGGUCCCAUGUAAGUAUUGGGCAAGAAUGGUUACAUACUUGGGGUCUAUCCCGUUUGGAAUAAUGCCAUAUAGAGCUACUCCAAACGACAUAAAGACCAUUUGACAUAACACGAAAAACAGCCUAUUUAAAAAAGGAUAUGCUCCUUCCCGGUAGAAUUCCAGUUAUGCCCAAUGACCAGGGAUUGAAUCCUGAGAAAAUUGAGAGAAUCUC